This is a messenger RNA of Heterotrigona itama, 1252 nucleotides long. The record is from the annotation of a GenBank genome assembly. NCBI's taxonomy places the organism in Eukaryota, Metazoa, Arthropoda, Insecta, Hymenoptera, Apidae.
AUGAAUUGGCAAACAGUUGAGGAUCAAUAUCUCAGAGACAACAGAUUUUUCGCGCAACUAGCUGGUGUAUGGCCCAACCAGAAAAUAUUUGCUAAAUUUUCUAUUCGACUUGUUAUAUUUAUUAUUGUUAACGUUGCCAUUAUAACUGAGAUAUCGCGAAUAGUAAUAUUUCACAGUACGGAUGUGCUGUUGGAUCAGAUGGCGUAUCUGAGUCUAGCUAUGAUGGUUCUAGUGAAGCAGUACAAUUUCAUCUUGAAUGAGAAGAAGUUGAAAGAAGUUCUAAGCGAAAUUGUGACUGAUCGUUUGAUGGAACGACCGAGAGAGGAAUUGCAGAUUUUGGAUACGUACUAUAAGAAGGCGAUAAUCCUCUCCACUAUAUACAAAGUGAGCAUAUCUUCCUCCACGUUGAUGUUCAUCUCCAUACCGGCCAUACCAUCUGUUUUGAACAUCAUAGCGCCCCUGAACGAGUCACGAGGCCGUGAAUUCGUCUACCCAGCGUAUUAUUUCGUUGAUGAACAGCGAUAUUAUUAUCCUAUAUUAGUGCACAUGGUAUCAAUGGGUCUAACAGUAGCAGUUGUAUAUAUCGCCUGCGACAUCAAUUUGAUUCACAUAGUACAACACGGGUGCGCCUUAUUGACUAUCUGCGGGUAUCGUUUCAAGCACGCAAUGGAUGAUGCGAACCUUUGUGACGAAAGGUACAGCGAUACGUUAAUGAGUAUAACUUACGAGAAAGUUUGCCGAUCCAUCGAGGCUCAUAAAAAAGCUGUCAAAUAUCAAUAAUGGAAGUGGAAGCAAGAUACUUUAUAUUUUGGGUGUUCAUUGUUGCACAGUUGGUUCAUCUACUCUUUGUGAUGAUAAUGGGACAGUUUGUGGUCAAUUCCAACGAUAAAGUUUUUCGAACAAUAUACGAAGCCAAGUGGUACGAUGGUCCGUCGAAAACGCAAUUGUUAUACGUAUUGGCAUUGCGAAAAUGUUUAAAUCUGCCUGUAUUAACGGGCGGAGGAUUGAUCCCGUUGAAUUUGUAUACUUUCGUACAGAUAUACGUAUGAAUUCUUCCCAUCUAACUACAUAUUACACGAUUAUGAACUGGCAAACAGUCGAGGAUCAAUAUCACAGAGAUAACAAGUUUUUCGCACAGUUAGUCGGUGUCUGGCCACGUCAGGAGAGAUUCACUAAAUUUUUCAUACGACUUGUUACACUUGUUAUAAUUAUCAUUGCCAUUAUAACCGAGGUAUUAUUUUCAUUCUCUUAA